Messenger RNA from Gaeumannomyces tritici R3-111a-1, 566 nucleotides. RefSeq lists its product as hypothetical. Lineage: Eukaryota; Fungi; Ascomycota; Sordariomycetes; Magnaporthales; Magnaporthaceae. The record is from RefSeq and is a predicted model, not a curated record. The transcript is spliced from 4 exons. The coding region runs from base 144 to 371 and encodes 75 amino acids.
UGAAGCCUCACCCCAAGACGACGGGGCAGCGCAGACGGCAGUCAUUAGAACAACCAGAGCCUGCGAGUCCCCAGCGCAGCUCCCACGAGACCGAACAGAUCGAGACCGCAACGUCGAAAGCCGCGGCCGGCGUCACCUUCAAGAUGGCGGGCCUGGAGCAUAACAAGAUGGCGAUGGACCCGGCCAUCCUCAAGCUGGGACAGAUGCAGACGAACCGCUACAAGUUCUUCCGAUGGACUCCGCGCACGGCAAAUAUCACGCUCAUGUACGUCGUCGUCGUGCCCGCCAUACUGGGCGUCAUCGCAUACAAGACAGAUGGCAAGUGGGAUUUCAGGGCAAAGAGGAAGGGAGACGACAUCCGGGAGUUCUAGAGCCAGGACGACCACAACAUGUACAUACGGCCUCCAAGACGAGAGGAUUGAAAAACAAUAACCUUCCGACUGCUCCCCAAUCUCGCCCAGAGUGUUCACAGCAUAUGUCUAUCUUGGUGGUCUGGGUCGGUUUGGGAGAAACCAUCGGGGACCGGCGUCUCUAUUUCGCACCGUCACUGCGCUUGAACCUUUUGC